AAAAAUAAACUUGAAAGCUUAUUUCCGAUUUUUUUUUUUUAAAAAAAAAAAAAAAUAGAUAAAACAGGUUGCGAAAAAAAGAGAAAAAAAGAAAAAUGGUUCCUGGUACAAAAACGUCUUCAGAAGAACAGACUGCGUCACAUUUAAGAGCAAAACCAACAUUAACAACAUUACCUCCGGAACUUUACGAUUUAAUAUUCAUAAACUGUAAUUUAAUAGAUUUACAUUUCAAACUUCGAUAUGCAUGUAAAUUAUUUUAUAAUUUAAUUCCACCAUUCAUUCUUUAUCAAUUUCGUACAUCUCUUUUAUCGCAUCCUUCAUUACAAAAUUAUCAUCAAGAAGUUUUUAUUGCCAAAGAUAUUUUAAACAUUAAAUUAACAUCAAAAAUUCCUCCCUUCGAAAUUUUUCCUUGGACAAUUCAAAUGAAAUUAUGUAAAAGUUUUGAUAAAGUUGUUGGUAUGAUCGUUAAAGUUGUUAAACAUUUUGAAAAAAUUAAUAAUAAAAAAGUUAAUACGGAAAUUAAUAAUAACGAGAAAGGUGACAUGAAAAUUUCGAAGAAAUGGACCUGGAUCAAUUGUUAAAUUUAAGUAUCAUAGACAUUAGAAAUCAUUAAUCAUUAUCCAAAAUUAUUUUUCAUUAUUAUUAUUAAAAAAUUGUCUUAAAAAUUCAGCUUCUUUUGCCAUCUCUUCAAUACUUCGAGGAGGGCGUUCUUCAUCAUCGACCCUGUUAGAUUUAUCAAUUUCUUUGUGAAUACCAUCGUUUGUGAACCAAUCUCCAACUUUUCUUGGAAUUAUAUGUAGAUGACAAUGUGGUACCUGAUUAUUAUAUUAAAUAAUGAUUAGUAACGAAAAUAAUAUAACCCAUCGAAAAUAUAUAUAUAGAAAACAAUACUGUUUGUCCUGCUUCGGG
Messenger RNA from Rhizophagus irregularis DAOM 181602=DAOM 197198, 909 nucleotides. RefSeq lists its product as uncharacterized. The record is from RefSeq and is a predicted model, not a curated record. NCBI's taxonomy places the organism in Eukaryota, Fungi, Glomeromycota, Glomeromycetes, Glomerales, Glomeraceae.